AUGAUGAAGAGGAACAAUAUGAACACAAACAUGAAAAACUAUCAUCAAAACUAUUAUAAUAGUCCUAUUAUCAGCAAUAAGAGUCCUUCAUCAUCAGAAGAUUACAUGAUGAAUGGUUUUCAUCCAUGGCCACCAAGAUCGUACACAUGUAGCUUUUGUAGAAAAGAAUUCAAAUCGGCUCAAGCGCUUGGUGGUCACAUGAAUGUUCAUAGGAGAGAUAGAGCAAGGCUUAGACAAUCAUCACCACCAACAAAUCAUCAUGAACUUCAAACUCAAACUCAAACUCAAGGUUCUUCUAUGCUUAACCUUAAUAAUAACCCUAAUAACUUUUUCUCAAACAACUCAUCAUUCUUGCAACAACCAUCUUCAUCAUCUUCUUCCUCUUUAGCAACAACUCUUAAGCCUAUGACUUGCACAUUGCCUUUGUUUGUUGUGGAUGGUAUUUUGUUGAACCCUAGUUUGAGCGCAAUGAAUUCGGAGAAAUCGAAGAUGGAAGAAUGUGAUGUUUUUGCAUGUGAAGAGGAUCAUGAGUGUAGAAUGUUGAAGAAAGGUGAGAAUAUUAUAAGGAUGGAUUUGGAGAUAGGUUUGCCUGGAGAUUAUGAUAACUUGGAUCUUGAGCUUCGUUUGGGUACUACUACUUAUUCUAACUAGGUCACAAUGUUUCAUCACUAUUUUUUUUUUUAAGGUUUAAUUAGAUAUA
This is a messenger RNA of Lathyrus oleraceus (garden pea), 700 nucleotides long. Its product is annotated as transcriptional regulator SUPERMAN. Bases 1 to 651 code for a protein of 216 amino acids. Lineage: Eukaryota; Viridiplantae; Streptophyta; Magnoliopsida; Fabales; Fabaceae. The record is from RefSeq and is a predicted model, not a curated record. The transcript has a single exon.